Gossypium arboreum is the source of this 1347-nucleotide messenger RNA. RefSeq names its product UDP-galactose/UDP-glucose transporter 4-like. Gene Ontology annotation, biological process: transmembrane transport. Gene Ontology annotation, cellular component: endoplasmic reticulum membrane; Golgi membrane. The transcript has 6 exons. The record is from RefSeq and is a predicted model, not a curated record. Gene Ontology annotation, molecular function: transmembrane transporter activity. The coding region runs from base 412 to 1140 and encodes 242 amino acids. NCBI's taxonomy places the organism in Eukaryota, Viridiplantae, Streptophyta, Magnoliopsida, Malvales, Malvaceae.
AAUGCCACAAAAUUUGUUACCCAAAUUUCCCAUUUCUCCCUUUUUUGUUACCCGCUCAUUACUCCCUCUUCUUCUCAUCUUCGUCGCGCCCUAAAUCCCUCAAAUAACUCUCAAAAUUUGCUCCCAAAUUUCCCAUUUCCUGCAACACAAGUCAAUACACCUACACCAAUCACACUUCUUUUUCCUUUUCAUUUCUUCAAAGGUAGUAGUAGAAAGGGGAGUUCUAGGAAAUCUGGUCGAGAUUCGGCUGAGAAGAAAGAGCCAAUGCUCAUGCUAGGGUUUUGUUGAUUGUUUGGUUUUUAUUGUUUUGUUUAUGUGCUCGUUUUUUGUUUGGGAUUUCGCUUUCUGAUAGACCUAAAUGGAAGCAGUUUCUUAUUUGCUCUUCUGGGUUCUUCUUUGGUUACCUUGUCAAUGGCAUUUGCGAGGAAUAUGUAUACAAUAGACUCCAGUUCAGGUUUCAGUCCGAAGAAAAUGGUGAACCCAUGGAAGACUUAUGUGAAACUCUCUGCUGUUCUCAUGGGCUCUCACGGCCUCACAAAAAGAUCUUUAGCUUUCCUCAAUUACCCAGCACAGCUCAUGUUUAAAUCCACCGAAGUUCUUCCAGUGAUGGUAAUGGGUGCCUUCAUACCUGAUUUGAGACGAAAAUACCCAGCACACGAAUAUGUUUCUGCAAUACUUUUAGUACUGGGUUUGAUCCUUUUCACCUUAGCUGAUGCACAAACUUCACCAAGCUUCAGUGUAAUUGGUGUAAUAAUGGUGAUUGGUGCUCUUGUAAUGGAUUCUUUUCUGGGUAAUUUGCAAGAAGUUAUCUUCAACAUGAACCCUGAAACAACACAGAUGGAAAUGCUAUUUUGCUCCACCGUCGUUGGUUUGCCAUUAUUGAUCCCACCCAUGGUUUUAACAGGAGAAGUAUUCGAAGCAUGGAAUUCGUGUUCUGAGGCUAGACUCAGAGAGGCAGCAUCGCUGGAGAAACAUGUCCUUUUGAAGAAGCUUAGAGAUGCGCUCAAAUCUUUAAAAGGACACGUAGCUGGAAGAAACAAGGAUGAUGUAGAGGAAGCUAUUGCCAUGGUUAAUGUUUUAUGUUUUGCAGUUUUAUCAUUGAACUAUGAUCUAUCAGUGAUAUGCCAGUCCUAUUUAUAAUAAUUUUGAAAGUUAAAUGCUAAUAUUUAAAAUGCAUUACUACUUUUUAGUAUUCGCUAUUAGUCUUGGUGUGUAGGAAAUAAUGUUCAUGGUGAAAUAUUAGGGAAAAAAUGCUGUAACUUUAAGGGUGUGAUUGCUGAUUUGUUGCUUCAGUUGAAAUUGCUAGGUUCAAUGAUGCUAAUAUCAUUCAUCUCAACAUUUUCCAAA